Molecule: messenger RNA, 1546 nt
Organism: Chaetomium fimeti
Lineage: Eukaryota; Fungi; Ascomycota; Sordariomycetes; Sordariales; Chaetomiaceae
Exons: 1
Coding region: 114-1220 (368 amino acids)
Source: RefSeq, a predicted model, not a curated record
AGUGAUCGGAUCACGGAGCUAGGUAAAGGUGUUCAUGCCGCGGUUGUCCCGCUUGUUUGUUGCGGAGGUACUGCCGGGACACCCCAAAAUGGCCGCAUUACCUUGAACAAGGCAUGCGCAUGAAAGGAGAGUACAAGCAAUUCUUGCAUGCAACUAAUAAUGAUCUUUCAUCUACCACAGCAAAGCCCGAAAUACCCAAAUGUUGGAUCAACCGCCCCUAUCCCCACAAGUGCUACUCAAUCUAUUCCGCAACCGCGCGACUCCAAACAGCUCAACCCCCUCUUCCCUCAAAACAACGAACCAAAACAGCAACCCAAGCUCGCCAAGAUGCCCUCCCUGCACACCCACCAGCCGCUCCUCGUCCAACUGCAUGCCACCCUCUACUACCGACGCUACAACCCAAACUCCAACUCCAGCACCACCGGCCCCAGCACCACCAGCAACACACCCAACGCCCCCAAACUUUUUCACUCACACAGACUUCCUCCCACGACCUUCGCGGCCGAGACGGUCAUCCCCCCCCCCAACAUUCGACAGCCCCAUCACCGACACCCACAGCGCCCUCAACCCCUACCCCGGGCACCCCUGGCACCACCACCACCCCCGCCACCGACACCCCUCCCAACACCACCACCAGCCAUGCCACCACCACCAAAGCCAGCCAUGCCAACAACGACGACGACGGCAGCACGCCCCCCGACCUCUUCCUGCGCUCCCUCGACAGCAGCUGCGUAGUACGGGUGCGGGCCGUGACGCGGCACACGCCCUUUCGGUUCGAGAGGCAUGUGAAUUACGAGGUGGAGCGGGCGUUUGUGUGGGCUGGUGUUGGUGAGAGUGGGGAUGGGGGUGGUUCUGGGGUUGGUGUUGAGGAUGGGGCUGGUGGUGUUGCUGGGGCUGGGGUUGGGUUUUCUGGGGUUGGGUUUGGGAAUGGGGUUGGGGUUGGUUUUCGUUCUGGGGUUGGUUCUGGCGCGGUGUCGACGUUGUCGAUGAGGGGCCUGCGUGGCGCGGAGAUCGCGCGGCAGGUGGAUAUGAUGCGGCGGCGGGGGUAUCGGGAUUGGGUGAGGGUGGAUAUGGCAGUGGAGAUUGAGGCGGGUAGGGAGUUGCAGGAGAGGGAGGAUAUGGCGGUGGAGAUUGAGGCGGGCAGGGAGCUGCAGGAAAGGGGGGAGGUUCGGUGGGUUUCGGCGGGGGAGGAGAGCGACGACGAGGGUUGGUCGGAGUGAUGGGGUCAGUGGAAGGGGGAUUGGUAGGGGCGGACGCACGUUUAAGGGGGGGGGGCAUGCUUUAUGGUUUAGUUCCAGGCAGUUGACACUAGAAGGAAAGAAAGGAGUCGUUGACCGUCUUGUUGCGAUAAACUUGUGGGUCAGCUCGUUGUUGAGGUGCUGCGGAUUCGACUUGGUCUUGGAACUGGUUCGGACGGCAUCAGCAACAAAGGGGAAGGAAACUACACAACAGCAAGACAACACUGGCGGGAAGGAUGCUAUCUUUAGGACGGAAGCCAUGUUGCCGCUGUGCUCUGAGCGGCCCGCGCACACUCGGCCGCGUCAUG